AUGCACCCAAAUCUUCGCACCCUCACCCACACGCCCAUACCUCCCUUCAUCACCCUUUCUGCACCUCGUCCACCGCGUCUUGGACCCCUCCUCUUCUCCCGACCAUGCGCUCGAUCACUACACUCCACCUCGCGCCUCAUGCCACGGCAAACACCCACCGCUCUCUCCUCUGGUAUUCGCUUGUCGGCACUGCGGAAUACCCCCUCUACGCGCUCUAUCGCCUAUACCGCUUCUGCCCCGGAUGCCAUGUUCAGCCACCCACCGCCCGAGCCGGGAGCGGAUUUCAACCUCGUCAUGAUUGGAGCUGGUAACAUCAUGUUUGGCUCAGAUGAAGGACCAUGGAACCACUCUUUCCGAUUCGAGCACAAGCUUGGCCCUCGUCUCAAGGUCACCGCUCUCAUUGACCCCGCUAUUGCCCGCUCAGAAGCCGUGCUCGAGGGCAAAAGGCAGAGCUUCGUCGAGUCGGCGUACAGAGACACCAAGACGUACAAGACCAUCGAGGAUUACUAUCACGCUUUGAAGAAGUCUGGUAAACCCUUCCCUGAUGCCAUCGUCAUUGGAUGCCCGCCUGCCUACCGUGGUGGAACAACCAAGGGGACCGAUCUUGAAAUUCAGCUUCUCAAGCACUUCCCCCAGACCGCUUACUUCGUCGAGAAGCCCGUCGGAACCGGAACCAUCGAGGCCGCCAAGACCGUCACCGACGCCCUGAUCAAGAACGGCAACAUUGUCUCGGUCGGUUACAUGCUGCGAUACCUCCGCUGCGUCCAGAAGAUGAAGCAGAUCAUCCACGAGAACAACUUGACCGUCAUGGCUACCAAUGCACGAUACUCCUGCGCGUACGAGGCCAUUGCCAAGCCCGCAUGGUGGAACAAGGCCAUCGAUAUGGGACCGGUCAUCGAGCAGGGUACCCACUUCUGUGACUUGUCGCGAUACUUCGGUGGUGAUGUGGACAUUGACUCGGUCUCGGCAAAGUCGGUCGAGUUCUACGAGGCGCCAGGAAAGCUCUCCAAGGUCCCCGUUGACGAGUCUCUCAUCCCAGAGGACCAGCGCAUUCCUCGUCUGACAUCCGCUAUCUGGAAGUACAAGGACGGCGCAGUCGGCUCCUUCACGCAUGCUGUCGCUCUCCAGGGUACCGCCUACGCUUGCGAGCUGGAAGUAUGGGCUGAUGGAUACCUCAUGAGGCUGGUGGACCCGUACAACGCGCCUACUCUCUAUGUCCGUCGACCAGGAGACGACCACGAGGAGAGGCACGUCUACACUGACGACGACCCGUUCUUCUCUGAGGUUUCUUCCUUCAUUGAUUCCAUUGAGGGUGGACCCGACCCACACAUCCUCUCGUCGUUCGAAGACGCUACCAAGACAUACGAGCUCACCUGGGCUAUCCGUCUCGCCUCGGAAGCUUCGCGUGCUCCCCGAGUGCAAUGA
Messenger RNA from Dioszegia hungarica, 1425 nucleotides. Its product is annotated as putative oxidoreductase C terminal-domain-containing protein. The transcript has 11 exons. Lineage: Eukaryota; Fungi; Basidiomycota; Tremellomycetes; Tremellales; Bulleribasidiaceae. The coding region runs from base 1 to 1425 and encodes 474 amino acids. The record is from RefSeq and is a predicted model, not a curated record. Gene Ontology annotation, molecular function: nucleotide binding.